GCUGCAGCUGAGAUUAUGGAGAAACAAGGCGCAUCGCUGGUCGAUCGUCCUCGUUUCAUUGCUGCUGGAGAGUUGCUUAGCGGGGGAAUGGCUAUUCCCUUUGUUCCCGCUGGCGAGAGGUUUCGUCGGCUGCGCAGGCUCGUCGUUUGCUAUAAUCCAAAAGCAGCUGAAGCAUAUCAACCGCUCCAGAUCUCAUACGCAAAG
This is a messenger RNA of Suillus subaureus, 204 nucleotides long. RefSeq lists its product as uncharacterized. Lineage: Eukaryota; Fungi; Basidiomycota; Agaricomycetes; Boletales; Suillaceae. The transcript has 2 exons. The record is from RefSeq and is a predicted model, not a curated record. The annotation marks the transcript as partial.